UUUUUAGAAGUUAGUUUUAGAGGAAAAUUUGUGGGUCUUGUCAUCUUGUGGCUGCCUCUCAACCCCGCGUUCUCUUCUCGUCCUCUCUCCCACCACCGCCAACCACCGGCUGUGAUCUCCCGCUGCUCUUUGCCGCCGUCGGAAAGAUAUUUACCAUAAAGAUCGGCCUUGAGAUUAUACAGUCUUGUCAAGGAAGAUGGUCCUUCAGUCGGAAUGAGGGUGAGGAUGAUGAUGCAGGAAUAUUAUCAGACAUAAUUCGUGUCUGCAUUGUACAUUAGACACUAAAAGGUGCAUACAGACUCCAUGAGUUCAAAAAUGAGAGACAUGCGUAGGAUCAUUGAGGGGUUAUCAUUAGUAGCCAGGGAGGUUGUGAGACGUACAGGGGCAAGUGAGGGUUCAAGAGAUGCACUACAAUCUAUCAUUAAGAAAUCUGCAAGCAUAUGUGGCCUUACGAGAGGAAAGGUACAGGUUCACCAACGUGAACCAUUAGGUAGUAAGCCAAUGAAGGAUAUGGAAGACUCUGUUGUUUACUUUAAUAGUGAUGCUAGUUAUACUACUGGUAGUAGUUCCACCUCCAGGGAAGAGGUCAUGUCAAGUUCAGAGAUAGCUUCUACUGAUGGUUCAAUUGCUGCUGCUUCUUCUGAACAAUCUCUCUCAAAUCCAGCAUUGGAAUCUCUGAAUCAGCCUGAUUUGUGCGCAGAUGGAAGAGCUAAUUUUGUGGCUGAUCAAGUGAUUGGUGUGGGAGAGGCUCAAAAUGCCAACACUCCCACCUCUGCCUCCACCAUUGCCACCCCUUCAAAGAGGCGGAAGCCUAGAGAAAGAAAAGUGCCUGCUACACCUUUCUCCAGAGCUCUUGGGUUUGCUAGUCUAGGAGCUGGUCUUGCCUGGGGAAGUGUCCAAGAAUCUGCCAAGACGCUUUUCUUAGGAAGGCCUGAUACACAGGAUAAGCAGUCUAGCCCGUCUUCAUUUCUAUCUGAAAAAAAUGCAGAACGGCUGGCACUUGCUCUUUGUAGAAUGCGUGGAGCAGCAUUGAAGAUAGGGCAGAUGUUGAGUAUACAAGACGAGUCUCUCGUUCCUGCUCCGAUCUUGGCUGCUUUAGAGAUAGUCCGUCAAGGUGCUGACGUGAUGCCAAGGAGCCAAAUUAAUCAAGUCUUGGAUGCCGAAUUAGGGUCUAAUUGGUCUUCAAAGUUGAAGAGUUUUAACUAUGAACCCUUGGCUUCUGCAAGUAUAGGCCAGGUUCACCAAGCUGUCACACAUGAUGGUAUGCAUGUAGCGAUGAAGAUUCAAUACCCAGGGGUAGCAGAUAGCAUUGAAAGUGACAUCAAGAAUGUGAAGCUGUUGUUGGACUAUACAAACCUGAUUCCCAAGGGACUUUAUCUAGACCAAGCUAUGAAGGUUGCAAGGGAAGAGUUAUCACGUGAAUGUGACUAUGUGUUGGAAGCAAGUAACCAAAAAUUAUUUAGGAAUCUCCUCUCAGAAAAACAAGGGCUUUAUGUACCCUUGGUUGUGGAUGAGUUAUCAAGCAAAAGAGUCCUGACUACGGAACUUAUUUAUGGAAUUCCCAUUGAUAAAGUGGCAUCACUAGAUCAGGAGACUCGAAAUGACGUUGGAAAGAAGUUGUUGGAGCUGACUCUGAUGGAGUUAUUUAUCUUCCGUUUCAUGCAGACUGACCCAAAUUGGGGCAACUUUUUGUAUGAUGAAGAAGCAAGAGUGAUCAACUUGAUUGACUUCGGAGCUGCACGAGAUUAUCCCAAGACCUUUGUAGAUAAUUAUCUAAGAAUGGUGGUUGCUUGUGCGAAUUGCGAUAGAGAUGCUGUGUUAGAAAUGUCUCGGAGACUUGGGUUCCUGGCGGGGGAGGAAUCGGAUAUAAUGUUGGACGCUCAUGUUCAGGCUGGUUUUGUUGUUGGCCUGCCUUUCUCAAAAUCUGGUGGAUAUGAUUUCCGCUCGACCAAUGUUACUCACAGCCUCUCAAAUCUAGGCGCAACAAUGCUAAAACAUAGAUUGUCGCCUCCUCCUGAUGAAGCCUACAGUCUUCACCGGAAACUUUCUGGUGCCUUUUUGGCUUGCAUCAAGCUAGGUGCUGUUGUGCCAUGUAGAGAAUUGCUGUUGGAAAUAUAUGAGCAUUACAAUUUUGGAGAAGAUAGUGGUCAGAUCUUGCCAAGUGAAUCAGUUUAGUGAAGCUGCAAAUGUCUAGUAUAUCUGCCAUUAGAUCAAUUGAUUAUUAUACGUAAUAAUUUGAGGAUGUAAUUGGGCGUCCUUCAACUGUAUAGACUUUUUUUCAUUUUCCCCUCAGCUGAUGAAAUUUUGCAAUUACGAUUUGUUUUUUAGAAGGCUUAAUACAAAAAGAGGUGGAGAAUUGAUGUUCUUUCAUAUGUUACAUUCUGAAGAACACAAUCUGCAGAACAAACUGUAUCCCCUCCUAAUUCAUAUGAGAUAUAUAGAUGAGCUGAAGAUAACACCUUUUACGAGGUCAUCCAUUCUGCUGAUGUUCUUCACAUGAAUUAGAGUUUAACCCCUUGCAAUGAACAAUCGAACAUGUAUAACAUUUACCGUCCGGUAUUUCUUUUA
Spinacia oleracea (spinach) is the source of this 2568-nucleotide messenger RNA. RefSeq names its product protein ABC transporter 1, mitochondrial. The record is from RefSeq and is a predicted model, not a curated record. Gene Ontology annotation, biological process: ubiquinone biosynthetic process. The transcript has 9 exons. Lineage: Eukaryota; Viridiplantae; Streptophyta; Magnoliopsida; Caryophyllales; Amaranthaceae. Bases 304 to 2175 code for a protein of 623 amino acids.